UGCCUGUGAGGAAGUGUGGCGACACUGCUACUGUCCAAGACCUAUCCUUCAUACUGUCCGGUACUGGAUAACCAGGUAUUUUGCAUUUUAUUAGAACAAUUUUUGACACGCACAUUCUGUCGUGGCAUACGUUUUUUCUGUCUAUUGAGGAGGACUGUGCCUUAAGUGUUUACACUGUUCCAACGGAUUGGAUAACAGAGGUGCAUUACUUUACAGAGCUAACCAAGUAACGUUAGCUAGCGUUUCCUUAACGAUAACGAUUUAAGUUGUGCAAGCUAAAUUGAUAAAUCGGUGUUCAUGCCGGAUUUCGAGCAUUUCAGAUUUUCUCAUAGAAGAAUGAAUCCUUUACUCGGGGAGAGCGUGUAUUCGCUCCAGCAUCAGCAACAGAAUCAGUUUUCAGGUCUAUCAGAGUCAUCCAAUACGGGGUUGAUGCCCGACUCAUUUUACGGUGCCCCUGACUCUAAUAUUUUCUUGGGCGAGUACCCUGGCGUAGGACCGGACAGUUUGUCCAGUAUGCCGCCUACCGGACUUGCAUACUUGCACCUCAACAACAGCCUCCAUCGCGCGCCACCACCCGCACCUGCCGCCAUGGCCUUGCGCAAUGACCUGGGGUCCAACAUAAGCGUCCUGAAGACACUCAAUUUGCGUUUCCGUUGCUUCUUGGCAAAAGUUCAUGAGCUUGAGCGUCGAAACAAGGCUUUGGAGAAACAGCUGCAGCAGGCGCUGGACUCUCACAACAAUGGAGGUAUGGGGAGAAGGCCACUCACUCGAGAUGUCGGCGUUCAGACGGGGUUUGUUGGGCCCAUACCGAUUAGGCCGGAUUUCAUCCCUCUCCAAAAUGCAACCAACGCAGCUUAUUUGACCGGGACCCUCCUGUCCCCUUCCCUGAACACAGCAGACACUCUUGAGCCACAUUUCAAUCCAACCCUGGGGAUUGUAAAUCCCUCCGUCCCAGACUCCAACUUCAACCUCACCUCCAACAUAACCAUUAGUCCAGCCACUCCAACUGACCCACCCAAGACCAUAUCCAACAUAAACGAGAGAUUUAUGAGUACCGGAACUACCACGUGCAACAACCCCCCACCCAGGUUCCUACCUGGAACCAUUUGGUCCUACAACCAUACUCGCAGGCCAAGCCCAGGUUUCGCCAAAGAGACUCGGACAGUGGGGCCUGGGGUGUCAUGGAGUCAGCCGGAUGGAGUGGGCGUCCAGAUUGACACCAUCACACCUGAGAUUCGUGCGCUGUACAAUGUGUUGGCCAAAGUCAAGCGAGAGAGAGACGACUAUAAACGAAGAUGGGAGGACGAGUACACAGUGAGAGUGGACCUCCAGGAAAAGCUUGCAGACCUGGAGGAGGACCUCCAGGAGAGUGAAGUGUGUCAGGAUGAGCUGGCCCUGAGAGUCAAACAGCUGAAGGCUGAACUGGUGCUCUUCAAAGGCCUGAUGAGUAGUGACCUCUCUGACCUGGAUAGCAAGAUUCAGGAGAAGGCCAUGAAGGUGGACAUGGAUAUCUGCCGCCGGAUCGACAUUACAGCUCGCCUGUGCGACGUGGCUCAGCAGAGGAACUGCGAGGACAUGAUCCAGAUUUUCCAGGUGGCCACUCCCCCAUCAACACUCCGUCGCCCAAGGAAGCAGACGCAAGUGGGCGAUGAGCCAAUCAGCCUCUCUGAGAGCGAGGAGGGCGGGAACAAGGAAGUAGAAUCCUGCACAUCAGCCAAUCAGAUCAAUGAGGAGAUGCAGAGGAUGCUUAAUCAGCUGCGGGAGUGUGAAUUUGAGGACGACUGUGACAGUCUGGCCUGGGAAGAGACAGAGGAAACCCUGCUGCUGUGGGAGGAUUUCCCAGGAUGCACCUUGGCAAUGGACCCCCAGGGCGAAGUGUUUCCUCAGCCAGAGGAAUCCAUUGAGAAAGUGAUCAAGGACACAGAGUGCCUGUUUAAGUCCCGAGAGAAGGAGUACCAAGAGACCAUCGACCAGAUUGAGUUGGAGUUGGCCACUGCUAAGUCGGACAUGAACAGGCACCUGCAUGAGUACAUGGAGAUGUGCAGCAUGAAGAGAGGCCUGGAUGUGCAGAUGGAGACCUGCAGGAGACUCAUCACUCAGAGUGGAGACAGGAAGUCGCCUCUACAGAUAUCAGUGGCCGUGGAGGAGGCCGAUGGUGGAGAGAAGGAAAAGCCAAAGGCCUCACUGGCCGCCGACUCCGCUGGUAAAAACGACCAGGCCGGCACGGCUGUCCAGGAUGUCGCCCGGAAGAAAACCUAACCUCAACCUUCACGCCCAACCUCAAUCACUCCAUGCGUGUUUACAUGACCAGUGAUUUGGCUAGACCAG
Molecule: messenger RNA, 2328 nt
Organism: Alosa sapidissima (American shad)
Lineage: Eukaryota; Metazoa; Chordata; Actinopteri; Clupeiformes; Clupeidae
Gene: iffo1a
Product: intermediate filament family orphan 1a
Exons: 9
Coding region: 298-2259 (653 amino acids)
Source: RefSeq, a predicted model, not a curated record